AUGGUGUACAGUGCAGCUGUGUUAUUUGGAAGCCCGUGUGUGGGGCCUCUUGUGGAGCAUCAUUUUGCACAUCUCCAAGCACUCAUGGUGCACUUGCCAUCCCCCAUGGAGGUGGACAACGAGGCUGUUGUGGACUUGGAGCUCGCCCAUGACCCCAUCCACAUCUCGCCGGGGCCCCGCAUCAUCAAGAAGCCCAUCUGUGUUGGCUGA
Knipowitschia caucasica is the source of this 210-nucleotide messenger RNA. The record is from the annotation of a GenBank genome assembly. NCBI's taxonomy places the organism in Eukaryota, Metazoa, Chordata, Actinopteri, Gobiiformes, Gobiidae.